AUGCUCCAGUGGCGCUGCACAUACGCGGCCGGGGACUCAGUGGCCGUGGGCUUCACGCCGGCUAGCGUCGACGGCCACCACUCCAUAUCCUGUGGACCGCUCAGCGCCGACGGCCACUACUCCACAUCAGGCGGCUUCGAGCCCAGUUUUGGCAACAACUCGGGAUCGACCUCCAGCGAGGUCCAGAGCGACAAUUUCAGCAGCUCCAGCGAGCAGCACGAGUUCGAGCAGCAGUGCACCUUUCUCGGCAGCGACGACGACCUCUACGCAGCGAAGGCCAGCGUCAUGGCGAAAGCAGGCUACUACAUGGUGGACCUGCUCGAGGACCUGGGUGACCAGACGAAAGGCGCGGAGUUCGACUUCGAGUGCGAGCCGGUCGACGUCAGGGAGUUCGUGGACGGCGACAGGAGCGGCUCAGAAUGGAUAAAGCAGAGGCGGCGAUUUUCACCAGACCUGGAGGAGGAGUCUUCAGGCACGCUACCCGAUCCUGGACUGAGCAGCGCGGUACCAGUACCGGACCUCGACGACGUGGACGACGAUUUCGCAGCUCUACAGCUGAUGGUCACCAGUCAGGACCUGCCAUUCGGCUGGGAGUUCGACGGCACGGAGGCGAAGCUCAGCGACAUCUUCGUGGACAUCAGCACGAGGAACAUGACGCCCCACGAGCGCGCGGCGCUCACGCAGGGCAAGCGGAAGGAGCUGACGGAGUUCUUCGGCAAUGACGUCUGGGAGUUUCACAAGCCCACCGGCGAGGAGGACCCUCGGCGGAUGCUCGAGGCGAAGUGGGUGCUCAAGUGGACGAAGAACGACGACGGCACACAACGUGCCAAGGCGCGGCUGGUUCUGCAAGGCUUCAACGACCCCGACGCACUCGGCGGCGCAGUACCCAAAGACGCGGCAGAGCUCACGGGCGUCGAGCCGGACACCCUGAUGAAGCUCAUCAAGCCCAUGUACGGCCAGGUGGACGCACCAAGGCGUUGGUGGCUACGUGCGGUGGACGACCUGAAGGCCAGCGGUCUCAAGCAGCAUCCCCUGGACCCCUGCAUGUUCCUCAGCUUCGACGAGGACGGCAACUGCGACGGGUUCAUUCCACUUGAUGUGGACGAUAUGCUGGGAGGUGGAGAUCGGCGGCCGGGCAGUAACCACAGUCGGGUUCUCGCCGAGGUGAAGCGGAAGUUCAAGUUCAGAAAAUGGAUCGAGGACGACAGGGCCGACUACUGCGGCAGCGACGUGAAGAUGGCGACCUACGCGAAGAACCUGAAGCCCAUCACGAUCGACCAGAAGAGCAGCGACAACACGAGGGAGCUCACGAUCAAGGAGAAGCGGCAGCUACGAGCGAACAAGACGCUGCGGUUCUACAGGCAGAACUCGGGCGUCGGGCUCAAGAUGAAGAAGAUCGGCCAGGUGUGCGACAUAGUGUUCGUAGCUAUGACGGACGCGGCCUGGCAGCAGCAGCGGGCAUGGGCGGCCAGGGAGUUUGCGAAGCGAUCCAGGGCAGCUAUGAUCUACGACGGCGUGGGCAUCACGAUGGACGAGAGCACUCACAUGGCAGGUGAGUCGGCGUUGGUCGUGGACGCGAAGGCGCUCUACGACGCGGCCCAGACGGAGGGCAUCACCAGCUUCCAGGACAAGCGGGCCAGCAUCGAGGUGCUAGCGCUGCGCGAGAGGACGGCGGCUACGAUGACACGCUGGAGGCGGGUAUCUUCAGUGAGGCAGUACGCGGACGGGCUUGCGAAGAUCGCGGCGAGGCAGCUCCCUGCCGACCGUUUGCGAUAUGGGGGGCUACAGCUGAAGAGCGACCCGACCUACACGGUGGCGAAGAAGAAGAAGAAGACCAUGGAGGAGCGACAGGAGAGCAUAGAUCAGACGAGGCUGGUGACAUCGGCGGCGACGCGGAAGGCGACGACCCCAUUCAUGCAGUUGGCAAUGUUCGCAAUUUGCUGUUGCAGAUCGGCGGCCUGCUCAGGCUACGACGCGAAGGGCGAGGACGACGGCUGCGGCAUUGUGGUCUGGUUCGCCAUGUUUGUCCUACUUAUCGGGUUAAUGCGAGCCUGCCCGGUUGCAUCCUACCUGAUCAAGACAAAGGAGGCCGAGUGCAAGUGCAAGACGGAACUGGCGGUUCCACGGGCGAAGGCCGAGAUGGAGCGCAUCGAGAAGGAGCGCCAGCCGAAGGGGCCGCCAAGAGACGAGCGGGGCGGCUCGUCGGGCGAUGCGCACAUGGCCAGGUCGGUGGGAGUGCAGAGCAUGACGACGUACAAGCUCAGCGGAGACGUCUGGAAGCUUCAGCAUGAGACCCCAGGGUUUCGCAGAGCGGGCGAGGUGACGACCGAGCCAGAGGCGACGAGAACGAUGGCGGGGCACAGCUGGAAUGUCAUAAAGGCCAUCGCCAUCACCACGCUGACGCCGCUGACCACCAUCCACUGGAAGGGAAGGAGAGGUGAUGUCAAGUACUUGUCGGCCCUUGCGGGCGCGUUCGAAGAACGGACCCGGAGGCCCAGAGCCCUCGGCGACAAUCUGGCCACGAAUUCCGACGCCGCAGAGCUUGGCCGGUUCCGAAAUCAAAUUCGCGAAGAAAGCAGCGAUGGGUUCAGGGCGCGCGCUGCGCAUAAGUUGCGCGCCCAUGGCGCAGCGGCAGUAAUGAUCCAGUACUCGCCGGCUGCGCACUGCAAGCAGGGCUUCUCGCGCCUCGUCCGCGGGGAUGUCGAUGUUGUAGCUUUGUUAUUGCGCAAGCUCGGUUUCCAGCCACAUGUUGCGGACGCGGUCGCUGCAUCCCGUCUUAUGGGAAUGCUCGUCUGGCAUGAGAUCCGCCCGUUCACGGUGGUCCACGCUGUCGGGGGCCUCAGGAGAGGCCUUCUCCUGGUCAAUUUGCGCAGCGCGUGGGCCUUCGACAUCGGGGGCGAGCGCCUGCUGGCGGCGGAGCUCCUUGAUGGCAGGGGGCUCCCGGAGACGCCGAUUCUCGGAGCAGGUGCGCUGGUCGCAGGUGGCCUCCUGCAUUUUCGUGGCGAUGACAUUGAAGUCAGCGACAGUCUCGAUCUGCACGUCGCCCAUGAUUAUGUUGCGGGCUACGGAGAGGGCAGCCAGAAAGUCGUUGCAAGUCCACGCGGCGCGCGGUCGUCGCGUGAAUCGCCGGCCCGCGCAAGGGCAUCUGGCGAUGAGGGCAAGGUGAUCGAGCGGAACAUCUUCAGGCGAGAGAACGAGAGUCUAAGCAUUGGUCGAGAACAGCUCGUUCACCAGUAUGCCGGGCAAGACGACCAGGUGCGCGCGGCAAGCCUUGCCGUUGUCAUCGACAGAGCGCAGAGCGUGGAGCCGGGUCUUACGCACAAGAACGCAGAAAUCCGCUUCCGCCGCGAAGCCACUUUCUCGUUGCAGCUGCGCGCAGCGAGUCUCAAGCUCCACUGCUGGCGCAUCGACCCCAAGGUUGGCGACGUAGGCCACGACGCGCUGCUCGUAGGGCACCUCGCCAUUUGCAUGUGGAGCGGCUGCCAGCUGCGCUUCAACCUGACGAGCGUGGAGAUGUUGCAGAAUGCCAGCGAUGCCUCCGGGCCCAACGCCGAGUCCAUGGGCGUCUUCGAGGCCAUGUACGACGACAGCCCGAACUUCCAACUCCAGAUUAAGGAGGCCGGCAGCCGCGAGAAGUGGACGGAGAUCCGCGACAGGCGCGAGGCCGAGCGGCAGCGGCUCGAGGCGCAGCGCCUCGGCCGCAUGUCGGCGCCCGAG
This is a messenger RNA of Prorocentrum cordatum, 3717 nucleotides long. The record is from the annotation of a GenBank genome assembly. Lineage: Eukaryota; Dinophyceae; Prorocentrales; Prorocentraceae.